Molecule: messenger RNA, 3649 nt
Organism: Pelobates fuscus (common spadefoot toad)
Lineage: Eukaryota; Metazoa; Chordata; Amphibia; Anura; Pelobatidae
Product: ubiquitin carboxyl-terminal hydrolase CYLD-like
Exons: 15
Coding region: 247-2700 (817 amino acids)
Biological process (GO): protein K63-linked deubiquitination
Cellular component (GO): cytosol
Molecular function (GO): K63-linked deubiquitinase activity; cysteine-type deubiquitinase activity
Source: RefSeq, a predicted model, not a curated record
AAAUUCCGAUUUGACAUAACUUUGGUUCUGAGAAUGUUUGGUGUUCUACUUUGAUGGCUGUGUUAUUGUGUGCUGUGCGCAUUGACAACAUAGAGUAACCUCACCAUUUUAUGGAGCACAGAACACAGUGCAACACAAAGUGUGAAACUAAGAGAGACUUUACAUUUCUGGACCUAGCUGAAUCAUCCAGUUUUAUGGUAGAUCUGUCUCCAUAGGUUUGUAGGAGAUUGGCGAAGAAAGAAUAAGAUGGCGUCUAUGCGAUAUUAUUUGGCAACCCAUGAUUUCUCUGCCCUGCCAGAAUCUAUUGAUGGGGUUUAUGAAACUGUGGAGAAAGGAAGCAUGCUAACACCAGUUGAUGCUCCACCCACUGCCAUUAUCCGAGUAGAUGAUCCAAAACACUCGCCCACUCCACUCUGGCUCCGAGUUCAGGAAACACAGAGAGUGGUCGGAGUUGCAGUGGAGUCAGUGAUUGAGCUAGACCCUCUGGUGGGUAGGAUACUGCUGGCAGUGACGGACACAGAAGAACGUUUGGCAUUCUUCAGAGACCGACGUAGAAUGAGGGAAGUGAUUGAAUUAAAACCAAGGGACUGUGUCAGGGUGCAGGUCACCUCCUCCAGUGGGCGCAAGGAGAAGGGUGUGCUACAUUACAGAGGACUUGUAAGCCACCGGCAAGGGAUUCUCUUUGGGGUGCAGCUUGUAGGCUCAGCAGUUGGUAAAGGAUUCACAGAUGGUUCAUUUCUUGGACAGCGGUUCUUCCAGUGCAAUGAAAAUUGCGGGGUUUUUGUUCCAGGAAGCAGGCUGGAAAGGGAGCCAAAUGAAUCUUCAAGUCGAAGAAUGAGAAAUGUGGAAGAAAACAAUGUGGAACGGCCAGAAGAACAUGUGCGAGGUCCCAGGAGAACCAACACUAGAGCAGUUGAACUCCCUGUAGAGCCACGACCAAAGCAGUUGAAUUUCCUCUCUCGUGGAGUCAGGCAACAGAGCCCUCCGCGAGCUGGAGAGAAAGAACAGGAUAACGAGCUUGGACCGGUAGGGGAAGGAAGGAGUGCUCAGCGUGGUGUACCAGAGGAGAACACUAUACAGGUGGAAGAGGAACCUAAACCUUUUAAUACCCCGCUGGAGAUAUCGGACUCUCAGCCUUCCUCUCAUUCUUCUCCUGAAGAUCAUCGACCACCUUCCAGUCUUUACUGCCCCCCUAAGAAUGGGGACCAUACUAGUCUACUGCCUGAAGCAACAUUUCCAAUGCAAGGUUUGGAGCUGAAUUCAAUGGUUGAAGUAGAUGACCCCCCUAUCUAUGGGGUGAUUCGUUGGAUUGGGCAGACCCCAGAAUCUGCUGAACCCAUAGCUGGGCUUGAAAUGGAAGAAGAGAUGUCUUCUGGCUGCACGGAUGGCAUGUAUAGAGGGAACAGAUGUUUCGAGUGUGGGCCCAAUAAAGCACUAUUUGUCAAACUGAAAAGUUGUAGGCCUGAUUCUCGAUUCUCUUCUCUUCAUGGCCGAGUAAAUCAAAUCCAGCGCUGUAAUUCUAUUGCAUUCCAGGACUAUGCUAGUAAGUGUGUUGAGGAAAAUACUCCCCCAGCUGAAGGAAAUGAAGCAAUAGAACUUCUGACCGGUUGGAAAAAGGGUAUCCAGGGACACUGCAAUUCCUGCUACUUGGACGCAACCCUUUUCUGCAUGUUUGCAUGUUCCUCUGUUUUGGACACCAUGCUCCUUCGUCCAGCAGACAAGAAUGACAAUGAUUCAUACACUGUAACGCGGGACCUGCUGCGCACUGAGAUUGUGAACCCACUCCGAAGGAAUGGUUAUGUAUGUGCCACCAAAAUCAUGGCCCUGAGGAAGAUCUUGGAAGCUGCAGGGAGGAGUACAGGGUUCACAAAUGAAGAAAAAGAUCCUGAAGAGUUUCUCACCAACUUGUUCCAGGUCCUUAGGGCAGAGCCUCUGUUUUAUAUCAGAAUAUCUAAAAAGAAGCCUCAGGGAUGUCUGUUCUACCAGAUAUUUAUGGAAAGGAAGCUAUCUGUGAAUAUGCCCAGUGUCCAGCAACUCUUGGAGUGGUCAAUGGUCACUGGUGACCUUAAGUUUACAGAGGCCCCAUCCUGCCUUAUUAUCCAGAUGCCAAGGAAUGGAAAGAACUUCAAGAUGUUUCCUACCAUCAUUCCAACAGUAGAGCUGAAUAUCACUGACCUGCUGGAAGACACCCCACGGCAGUGCUGCAUUUGUCAGUCCCUGGCGGUGGUGGAAUGUCAGGAAUGCUAUGAAGAUGUUGGAAUCACUCCAGGACACAUAAAGCAGUACUGCGACAUCUGCAAUGCACAGGUUCAUCUUCACAAGCAGCGCAAAGGACACCAGCCUAGGCAGCUACAUUUUCCUAAAGAUAUCCGUGGACAAGUCAUGUUUCAACGACAGAGCAUGGAACUCUUUGCUGUGUUAUGCAUAGAGACCAGUCACUAUGUGGCUUUCAUUAGGCUCAACUCCCAGAAACGUCCACUUUGGGUCUUCUUCGAUAGCAUGGCUGAUCGAGAGGGUGGAGAAAAUGGCUUUAACAUCCCUCGAGUUACCCCCUGCCCAGAGGUAUCAGAAUAUCUUGAAAUGACUCCUGAACAGCUUCAAAAAGAAGACCCAAAGACAAUGCCAACAUAUGUCCGCCGUCUCUUUUGUGAUGCGUAUAUGUGCCUGUACUAUAGCCCUGACCUCAGCCUUUACAAAUAGGUGCUAUGUCUGAAAAAAGGCAGGAAGAGAACACUUGGGGGUUUCAAAUUAACUUUCUAUUUUGUUAUUCACUAAACUGGAAUUUAGGAAAUUAAAUCUGAAUUGCAAAAUAGCCAAGCUUUAAGUAGAGCGUAGGUGGAAUAUUUUUAGUUUACAAUUCUGUAUGUGCACUGUGGAAAAACUGGAGUCUAAAUGUCUAAAAUGGUACAUUUUGGUCCAUGGAUCUCUAAAAUCAUUGUAUAUACUUACCUGUGACCUCAAUGAUUUUUUUUUAUUUAUUUUUUUUUAGCCCUUGUUUUGCUUGUCUUUGGUUCAAGGAAAUAAUUAGACAAAAUCAGUUUCUACAUUCCUCUGUCAGGUACAUCCUGCUUACGUCCGACUUUGGUCAAAAACAGGGUAGAGAAAUACUUCCCUUAACCAGUAAUCAGCAACUGGUUUCACUGCACAUAUGGUUCCUGUUUUCAAUGAUGUGCUGCAUUUAGUGCUUUUCUUGGACCAGUUGGCAGGGCCAAAAUGUAAUUUAUUGGAGGUUUGGUGCAAGAGAACAGAGGUUUACUGAAAUCAGAUCUCACAUGUUAUUCCAUGCCAACUCUGAGUGUUAGAAAAGUCUGCAAUAAGACACAUUUUUAAGCUGACUUUUCAUAUUCCAUAACACUGAAUAACUAAAAUAUCUAUUAAUUUUAUGUGGAAUAUGGUUUUUACAACCCAACCAAGGAUCUGUAUCCAAAACUUGGCCGGACAUCAAAUGCUACAUGGUUUUACUGUUUUUGAGCAGGCUCAAAUCCGUUUUCGUGUACACUCUAAUCAUGUAUACGUUGUAAUGUGUGCAGUUUGUUUGUAUAAAAUUAAUUAUACCAGUUGACAUAUUUGGAGUGCAUCACAGGAAGUGUAAUUGCCGCAGGAACCGCAUGGUUGAGGUGGAUGUGGGGGAGAGAAUUUUUUUUUUUUU